CAAACUGCCUCUGAUCAGAACACAAGGACAGUCUGACAAUAUGGCCGACGACAGCCAUCCGGCGCAUCUGUCGCCUAGCGAACUAGGCACAAAAGACUAUUGGGAAACCUUCUACGCCCGCACCCUUUCCCACCUCUCCACAAAACACACCAAUACCACUACCACCACAAAACCCACCCCCAACCCCAACACAGAAUCCUCCUCCGAAGAAUCCGAAGAUGAAGAAGAAGAUGACAUAGACGACGACUCCGACCCGGGCACAUCGUGGUUCUCGGAACACAAUGCCCCCGAUAAAGUCCUGCAGUUUCUCACGGACGAGGAGUUUCCGCUUGCGCCGGUGAACACUAACACCAACGAUAAUAGUAAAGAUGGUGAUGGUGAUGAGCAAGCUCCAAGUAUCCUCGACCUCGGCACCGGCAACGGGAGCAUGCUCGCCCUGCUGCGCAAAAGAGGCGGGUAUAAGGGUGUUAUGGUAGGGAUUGACUACUCCAUGAGAAGUGUGCAGUUGGCGAGGGAGUUGCAGAGGUUGAGGAUUCAUUCGGCUUAUUUGAGUGAUUCGGAGGAUGAUGGGGAGGAUGAGGGGGGUAAAGAGGGGGAAGGAGGCGAUACGAAUAUUCGGUUCGAGGAGUGGGAUAUCUUGCAUGGGGAUGUGUAUGAAACUACUUCUUCUACUACUUCUGAAGAAGAAGGAGGAGGUUGUGGGGAUAGGAAGGGAGGGAAGGUGGAUUGGUUCCCGUAUGAUAAAGGCGGGUUUGAUAUUGUGCUUGAUAAGGGGACGUUUGAUGCCGUUUCGUUGUCGGAUGAGGUUAUUCCUGAUGCUGGGGGUGGUGGUGCUGCUGCUGGGGAAGGGCAUGCGUCGGGAAAGACGGUUCAGAGGAGGGUUUGUGAGAGAUAUCCCGGGAUUGUGAGGGGGUUGGUGAGGAAGGGUGGGUUUGUGGUUGUUACGAGUUGUAAUUGGACGGAGGAGGAGUUGGUCGCUUGGUUUACUAGGGCUGAUAGUACUUCUUCUGGUGGUGAUGGGGAUGAGGAUAAGUUUGUGGUUUGGGGGCGGGUUGAGUAUCCGAGGUUUAGGUUUGGGGGGAGGGAAGGUCAGGGUGUUUGUACGGUGUGUUUUCAGAGGGUAUGAUUCUAGUUAGAAGAAUAGAUUUGGU
This is a messenger RNA of Aspergillus piperis CBS 112811, 1151 nucleotides long. RefSeq names its product putative S-adenosylmethionine-dependent methyltransferase. Gene Ontology annotation, cellular component: cytoplasm. The record is from RefSeq and is a predicted model, not a curated record. NCBI's taxonomy places the organism in Eukaryota, Fungi, Ascomycota, Eurotiomycetes, Eurotiales, Aspergillaceae. Gene Ontology annotation, biological process: peptidyl-lysine dimethylation; peptidyl-lysine monomethylation. Bases 41 to 1126 code for a protein of 361 amino acids. The transcript has 2 exons. Gene Ontology annotation, molecular function: protein-lysine N-methyltransferase activity.